Molecule: messenger RNA, 850 nt
Organism: Arabidopsis arenosa
Lineage: Eukaryota; Viridiplantae; Streptophyta; Magnoliopsida; Brassicales; Brassicaceae
Source: the annotation of a GenBank genome assembly
CCAAUUAACUUGGGAGUUCUAGGGUUUACGAGAUCAUCAUGGUUCUCAAACCAUGCGAAGUGGAGACGACGAUAAAAGUAAAUUCGAGCAAGUUUGAGAUUGAAGAAGAAGGGAAUGAUAAUAUUGAUGAGGAGCGUGAUGAUGAUGAUGAUAUCAUAAUGGCGCCUGAAUGGGAUGUGGACAGCUUCGAUGGUUUAGAGUAUUAUUCCUCUCCGGAGGCUCAACUUUCCUCUGACGAGCAACCUUUAUCGGACGAGGAGGAGGCUUUAGAAAACUAUCGCAUCGUUAAACGCCAGCUGAUCGAGAGCAAGGGAUUUUACGUGGAGCCAGAGAGAAGACUAAUUUAUCUCUUCAAAGGAAUCAAACCAAUGAGUUUGGACCGUAAUGCGAUUGGGGCAAUAACCUUUCGUGAGUACUGGGAAGAGAUGGUACGUAAGGUGGAGUUGGUUGAAGUUGUGAGAGGCAAUUAUCGAGGUGGAGCAAGAGCCAAGUCAUACAUUACAUUUAUGGCCAGGGAGAAGCCGAAUGGACCUCUUGUGGAGUAUCAAGCUAAAUGUAUGGAUACUCUUGACGGAAAGAGCCACCCUAUCCUCUGUAGACCGGUUUUUAAACCAAAGCCUUUUAGCUAGUUUUGGGUUGAUUUGCCGAGACUCAAAACGUGAUUAGGCGCAAAAGUGUUUAGAUAUCUAUGUCAUUGGUGCUUUUGGUUUGAAACUGUGCGUGAUCAUAUACAUGUUUCGGCCGAGCUUUUACAUGUAGGGUAUAGGCAACAAAUAAAGUGCAUAUCGUUACUUAUUGAUUAUGUAAAUCUCCCUGUGCAUGAUUCUCGGAAUAAAGAAGAACUAUGGAG